This is a messenger RNA of Vespula vulgaris, 2176 nucleotides long. RefSeq lists its product as uncharacterized. The record is from RefSeq and is a predicted model, not a curated record. The coding region runs from base 605 to 1510 and encodes 301 amino acids. NCBI's taxonomy places the organism in Eukaryota, Metazoa, Arthropoda, Insecta, Hymenoptera, Vespidae. The transcript is spliced from 5 exons.
UUUCUAGGGUCUUCUUCGAAUAAUAUGACUGUACUACUACGGAGUAUACAUUAUUAUAUCGAAGGUCGCAGUAGACACGUGGCAUGAUACGUAUCUAUUUGGUCUUGUAUUGAUUGUUAACCACGCGUCCGCUAUCGCCAUGUUGGACAUCAAACCAACUGCAAAUGCGAUCCGCUUUUCUGCUUUUAUUUCCCAAAUUUUGGCUUACGGAACGGUGUUGAUUCGUGUUCUUAAAUAGCAGUGGAAUUGUGAGCGAGAGAAGAGUAUAAAACACGGAGAGAGCCCUGUAGAGCCAAUAAGCAGCUGCAGGGAUGAGCAUGGCUUUGUGCCAACAGUUGGUCGCUGGGGCAGUGAAUGGCCGAGUUGACUCGAGACGACAGAAAUAUGGUGCCAGCCACAGGGGCAGGCACGCGGGCCCUGGAUCAGGGGUGUGCCGCUACCCCUGCCGGUGUGGGCCCAUUAUGAAUCACCAGCCCUGAUCGUGUCUACGGUCGAACAAUAUGAGGAACUAGCAGGCAGUGUUGAAUUAGAAACUCAACGCUUAUUGCGUGAGCAUAGAUAUGACACUAUUGGCAACUUCCUCAGGUUCUACAAGAAUUACAUUAUGAGUGGAGAAAGUAAAUUGGAUCGAUUUUAUCGCAAGUAUCAGCCUUUAAUAACACCUGAACACUAUACAUGUGUUGGGCUUGGAUUUGAAUUACUACGUCGACUACGUAGUUUAAAUAAAAAAUAUCCUGAUAUAGCUAGUGGGCUCUACUUAGUGUCUUGUGAAGAAACGAUUGGAGAUAUUGCUAGUUAUGUUGGUGGUCCACCAGCAGCAGAUAGUGGAGAGAAAGAACAUGUUCUAGUGUGCCUGAAAAUCAAGAUUAAUGGACGUCAAGGUGUUAUGCUUCUUGAUCCUGGUUAUCAUGUUGCUCGUGUGAUUACAGUAAUGGCUGAUAAAUUAUAUCCUCAUACGGGCUGGUUUACUCAAUCUGAUGAGCCAAAUUGUAAGAAAGAGUACAACUAUUUUCUUUGCGGUGAAGAUCCUGAUUAUGUCGAAUGGCAUGAAAGGGAAACUCGACCAGGUGCCUUGGAAAGAACACAAGUUGCUCUUAUUUAUAUGGCAAGGCCAUAUCUUACUGCCAUUGAUGUUACGGAACGCAGAAAUUUGGUUUACAAUUUCAGAAGUUUACUUGCCCGAGACACUAAAGGUCAUGUCACAGCUGGUAUAUAUUUUCCCAUUGUACUAGACAUGAACAAUGCACAAACUUUUACGAUUUUCUAUCAAACAAAUAGUGGUAAGAAAAGGAUUAAAAUGCCAUUCAACAAAUUCUGCAGUUCGCCUAAAAUAAGUCCUGAUGCAAAAGAAACUGAGAUUAUCUCAGAAAGUGCUCGUCAAUUGGGUCUAACACAAGAUACUCUGAAGGAUAUGCUUUCAGCUCUAGCUACUGUCAUGAGUGACUCAACUUUUUUGACACAACUCUUGACUAUUAAUGCAAGAAUUAACACCCUUGCAGAGGAUAAUUAACAGAAGUCAGUCCACCCUGUGCGGUGCCAAUACAACAUUAUAUUCUAUCAUAUCUUUUGCCAGCUUUCCUCUUAUGUUCUUCUAUUUCUAUUGACCAUCAUAUUUACUCUUUCUUAUAUGUAAAAUUAUUUUUCUGACAACGAAUUGUAAACAAAUUUCUGUUCUUAAUUAUUUUUAAUAUUUCUCCAUUUUUACAUUGAUUUGAAAUCAGCAAAGAUAUACAAGUUAAUUGUAUAUGAUAUUCUAUAAAGGUUGAUCUUUUUUUUUUGUGUAUUUUCAGAAUGCUAGGUGUGUUUAAAUACUUAUUGAAACUAUAUGGAUCGUACUCAUAAUUAAGUUUCUUAAUCUUUUAAAGCUUUAAUUUUACUAAUCUGUCAUUUAUUUAUGAGGUGUUGUUAUGAAACUUGUGAAUCAGUAAUAAUGAAAAAAAAAAAAAACGAGAUAUAUAAAAUAACAAAUUUGGUGAAUUCUCGGUGAUUGUGUAUUUAAAUUAUUUUAAAUUAUAUUAUUCUUAUUUAUGUAUACAAAAGGUUCCUCUAAGGUGAAACUAACGUCAGGGUUGCUUUAAUUUAUUAGAUUUUUAAUAUGGUGUAACAGGAAUAUGUUUUAGUUACUAAAUUUAUUUUGUGCAAAUAAAUUUUCAAGCAAAUAAAACUUUUAAAAAAA